Triticum aestivum (bread wheat) is the source of this 560-nucleotide messenger RNA. Its product is annotated as 50S ribosomal protein L33. The record is from RefSeq and is a predicted model, not a curated record. Gene Ontology annotation, cellular component: large ribosomal subunit; ribosome. Gene Ontology annotation, biological process: translation. The transcript has 2 exons. Lineage: Eukaryota; Viridiplantae; Streptophyta; Magnoliopsida; Poales; Poaceae. Gene Ontology annotation, molecular function: structural constituent of ribosome. The coding region runs from base 198 to 371 and encodes 57 amino acids.
CCAGCCCACGGAAGGUAUAGCCUCCCCGUCCGCACACCGCACUCCCCACCACCAUUUCCUGCUUCUCCGCUAGAACCCUAGCCGCCGCGCCGCCCCAAGAACCGGGAAAGGGAAGCGACGAUCCGGUGUGCCCCUCCUCGUCCUCGAAUCCCGCCACCUCCUUUAUCUUCGCCGGGGCAAGGAGGAAAUCUCGUCGGAUGGGGAAGGCGAAGCGGGCGUCCAUCUUCAUCAGGCUCGUGUCGGCCGCCGGCACGGGGUUCUUCUACGUGAAGCGCAAGAACCCUCGCCGGAUCACGGAGAAGCUCGAGUUCAGGAAGUACGACCCCCGCGUCAACAAGCACGUCCUCUUCACGGAGGCCAAGAUGAAGUGAGCGCGCGCGUCUUCGCCGGAAGAUGGAAUAACGCCGUCGAGCCCUGUAACGAACCUGAGAGAGAGAGAGACAUCUGUUCUUGUUCCUUGUUAUUUUUUCCUUGCCUGUACUAUCGAUGGACUGAGCUGCGGCGCGGUGCAGCUCAUCUGUUCCUUCUUGCCGCUAAUCCAAGUCCGUUGCAUCCCCAUC